Messenger RNA from Microthlaspi erraticum, 504 nucleotides. NCBI's taxonomy places the organism in Eukaryota, Viridiplantae, Streptophyta, Magnoliopsida, Brassicales, Brassicaceae. The record is from the annotation of a GenBank genome assembly.
AUGGCUUCAGUAACCUCAGCCACCGUCGCAAUCCCAUCUUUCACCGGUCUCAAAUCCACAGUCUCCAAACCCUCCGCCGUCGUCAGACUCCCCGCCGCAUCGGCUGUAUCACGGAAGCUCACCGUGAAGUCAUCUCUAAAGGACUUCGGAGUCGUGGCCGUAGCGGCUGCAGCUUCGGUUGUUCUGGCCGGAAACGCCAUGGCGAUUGAAGUUCUCUUGGGAUCAGGAGAUGGAGCGUUGGCUUUUGUCCCCAACGAGUUCACUGUUGCGAAAGGAGAGAAGAUCACGUUCAAGAACAAUGCUGGAUUCCCACACAAUGUUGUCUUCGACGAGGACGAGAUCCCAAGUGGCGUUGACGCGAGCAAGAUCUCGAUGGACGAGCAAGAUCUGCUCAACGGUCCGGGAGAGGCGUACGAGGUUGCUUUGACCGAGCCUGGGACUUACAGUUUCUACUGUGCGCCGCAUCAGGGUGCUGGUAUGGUCGGUAAAGUCACCGUUAACUAA